AUGAUCAUCAGCCUGCUCCACGAAGAUGGCGACGCUGGCACCGCCAGGCCAGCGUCCCUCGCGCGCUGGCGGUGCCUUCGGACGUGCGCUCUUGCGACUGGACGGGCUGCGAAUGAGUGCUGGAGGACGAGGGCGCUCAGUGCUCGCAGACGGCCCUACCAACUGACCAAGCUGUCCAGUCUCAGCGUCGUGGGGGUGGGUGGUCAUAUCUGGCUGCGCAUGGCGUUAUCGCGACCGCACCCAGCACAGCGGUACGCCAAGGGGGCUGCGCAGCAACAGGCGGGAGACGCAGAGGAUUCGCGCACGCAGAGAUUCCAGCGCCAACAGCAGACACCUCAUCUGCCCCUCCUCACCAACCACGCCGACGGACGCAGCAGGGCCAAAUUGGCAGGGUGGCGAGUGGGUCUCGUGUGCGCUGCUCCCCUCCUGUCAUGGCGCGAACUGCUCUCGAGCGGCGGCGGUACCCCAGACGCGGCGACUCGAUCAAUUUCGAGGGGACCUGUGACAGCCUCGAGAAGCGUGCGGCGACGACAACGCGCUGCGGGGAAGGCGAGCGAGCGGCCGCGUUUUGGCCUCGACGUACUGUACGUACUGUUCCUAUCGCCAUGCCGCCUUGCGCGAGGGAGGGCGUCGAGGGAGGCAGUGGACGGGACCUCAGGCGCUGGGCGCGGCGGUGGAGCCAAGCGCGGGGCUAAAGAGCUUGGGCUUUUGGAAGGCGACUAG
Molecule: messenger RNA, 723 nt
Organism: Mytilinidion resinicola
Lineage: Eukaryota; Fungi; Ascomycota; Dothideomycetes; Mytilinidiales; Mytilinidiaceae
Exons: 1
Coding region: 1-723 (240 amino acids)
Source: RefSeq, a predicted model, not a curated record